AUGGAUGGGAAUUUCUCUGCAAAACGACUGGAUGGCUCAGGAACUCGUUACUUCAUCCCUCAGGCCGAUGUCGAGCACUUCAAGGAUGAUGUGCGUAAUAAUCGUUCUGCACCUCAAACAACUGUAUCGUGCACCGAGAACUGGACCGCUGCCAAAGCCGUUGAAGAAAAUAAGAUUGUGGUAUUUGAUCAGACGGGCAUCUUUCUUGUCGCCUGCCGUCAUGGGUUCAUUGAAUGUGUCACAGAGAUGGCGCACAGUGGCGAGCUUGCAAAAUAUGGACUUGCUGCCGUCAAUAAAGUGCUUGAUGUAUGCGGAAAUGACCAAGCGAUCGGUCAUGACAUCGCGUGCUCGUCAAGGAAAACUAUUGCUGCUAGCUCGAUUGGAUGCAAAGCCGAGGAGCUACGUCUACAACUUGUCGUCAACGCAUUCCAUGGAUUUUCCCACAAUCGUCGCUGUCGCUUUCUUUAUAACAACUAUGUUCAAGCCCUGCAAAUCAUCGAGCGUUACUCUGUUGAGAUUGAGGAAUUCAAGCAACGCAAGGAUCUUGUCGACGCAGACUUUCUCAAAUGGCGAGACGAGGAAUCAGAAUACCUAGGCCAAGUGGCCACCGAGCCCACGGCGGACGCUAUUGCCGUUGCUUAUGUUGAGAACCUCGAGAAGUUGAAACAUGCAGAGUUUGUUUUUGGCGCCAUAAUUUGUGGGAUUUUUCUAAUGCUGGCACCCCUAGAGCGAUCUGAUUAUGCUGCCGCACUUCGAAGAUAUGAAUUACAAUUGAAUGUUGUUGCCGAUUUUGAGCGCCGGCAUGAUAUUCGGCAGCGCUGGACACCUGAAUGUCCUGAGUAUACGACGGCUUUGAAGUACUUUCAUGAACGCCGCUUUGUUCGCGUGGUGGAGGAACUGGAAGGCUUGGUUGUACAACGUCUGUUUGAACUGUCAAAGGCCAAUCUCGCCGGUACAGGGUAUAAAAUGCGCAAGUACAUUUCCAAAGCCAUCACGCGCCGUUCAGCAGCCAUUCGCUCAGCAUUGGAGAAGUACAACGCACUUGCCCCAAUCCAACAUCCUCCUCGGCCAGUGCUCGACUAUUCCGAAGUUUACUCACGCUACGAUGUACUCGCCAAACCUUGGACCGUUCCUGAGAAUCGAGACAUGGCCACAAAAUAUUUCAAGGUCACGCGGGCACAUGAGGAAAUAUUGCGCCUUAAUGUGGAGAUUCGACGGCUCGCUCAUUGGAUUGACCAUGAUGACAACAAGAUUCGCAGUGCUAUCAUACUCGCGACUAAAGAUCCCCUCCUAGUGGCCGAAUUGAAGGACGUGUAUGCCAAGCACCACCGCACCAACAAUAUCCAUCGCCAGCGCCUUCACAAAAUCUAUCAACUCCCUCAUUUUACUGGAGAACCACUACCGCAGGCCCCCGAUCCAAUUGAACUUGAGGAUGGAAGCUGUCUAGAUAGCGCCCUGGGAGAUGUUGAUGACGACGACGACGAAGAUAUGGUGAGGGAGGAAACGACACGAUUAGGCGAACUUGUAUCGCGUCUCAUUACUUAG
Molecule: messenger RNA, 1545 nt
Organism: Suillus clintonianus
Lineage: Eukaryota; Fungi; Basidiomycota; Agaricomycetes; Boletales; Suillaceae
Exons: 7
Coding region: 1-1545 (514 amino acids)
Source: RefSeq, a predicted model, not a curated record